Messenger RNA from Propithecus coquereli (Coquerel's sifaka), 1819 nucleotides. It is a transcript of the gene TMEM127, whose product is annotated as transmembrane protein 127. Bases 325 to 1041 code for a protein of 238 amino acids. Gene Ontology annotation, cellular component: membrane. NCBI's taxonomy places the organism in Eukaryota, Metazoa, Chordata, Mammalia, Primates, Indriidae. Gene Ontology annotation, biological process: negative regulation of cell population proliferation; negative regulation of TOR signaling. The record is from RefSeq and is a predicted model, not a curated record. The transcript is spliced from 4 exons.
GAGGCAGAGCAGGAGGAAGCCGGAAGUGCAUAGGGUCCGGGUCGGUCCGGGCGUUGCGGGAUUGGGGCCUGGAAUCGUUCGGCCCCCGGCAGCUGGGAAGCCCGUGACAGGGCAGAGCGGCGCCAUCCCAGCCCUGAGGACUGCUGACCGCCCUAGGUCCCAACCCCCCGUUCUCCGGUGUCGGCCCUGACAGCCCCGCUCUGGCCUCACCUGCUGCGAGCCCAGAACAUCGCCCUUUUCCCCGGGACAGGCAGGUUCGGCGCGCCCCGCAGAGGUCGGCGGCGACCAGCAGCGACCGCGGAGCGACGGCGGGCGGCCCCGGGCAUGUACGCCCCCGGAGGCGCAGGGCUGCCCGGCGGGCGCCGGCGGAGGAGCCCAGGAGGCAGCGCUCUGCCCAAGCAGCCGGAGCGUAGCCUGGCCUCGGCCCUGCCUGGCGCCCUGUCCAUCACGGCGCUGUGCACUGCCCUCGCCGAGCCUGCCUGGUUGCACAUCCACGGAGGCACCUGUUCCCGCCAGGAGCUGGGGGUCUCAGACGUGCUGGGGUACGUGCAUCCGGACCUGCUGAAAGAUUUCUGCAUGAAUCCCCAGACAGUGCUGCUCCUGCGGGUCAUUGCUGCCUUCUGCUUCCUCGGCAUCCUAUGUAGUCUCUCUGCGUUCCUUCUGGAUGUCUUUGGGCCCAAGCAUCCAGCCCUGAAGAUCACCCGUCGCUACGCCUUUGCCCAUAUCCUAACCGUCCUACAGUGUGCCACCGUUAUCGGCUUCUCUUACUGGGCUUCUGAACUCAUCCUGGCCCAGCAGCAGCAACAUAAGAAGUACCAUGGCUCCCAGGUCUAUGUCACCUUUGCCGUUAGCUUCUAUCUGGUGGCAGGAGCCGGCGGGGCCUCAAUCCUGGCCACAGCAGCCAACCUCCUGCGCCACUACCCGACAGAGGAAGAGGAGCAGGCGCUGGAGCUACUCUCCGAGAUGGAGGAGAAUGAGCCCUACCCAGCAGAGUAUGAGGUCAUCAACCAAUUCCAGCCGCCCCCGGCCUACACGCCCUAGUGCCCACCAUGGGCUUUCUUCCUUGGCAGCCCUCCCCGACUCUGCAGCUCCUCUCAUACCCAGAGGAGCCCCUUUCCCCAGCAGGCCUCACUGGUAGGAUCCUGACCAUCGUCACCAAAACUUCCCAGGAGAGACUCUGCCUUUAGGGUUGUCCGUGUAUCCCUGCUCUCAAAACCUGAGGUUCAUUGAUUUUAUAUAAUGCACUGUCUCCCCUCCUGCCACCUUCUGUUCCCUUCACGUUCACUAGUCAUUACCAACCAGGGAUGUCAUGCAAGUUUUCUCUCCUCACGGACCAUAUCUUUGGGAUUGGGACUUUUCCUUAGAGAGCUGCUGAUAGUGGACAGUCCCAGAUAGAAGUAUCGACAGGGCCCAAGGGGAAGCGGACUGUGCCCUGUGGGCUCACUUCACAGGGAUCAACGAUUGUUCCACAGCUGUAGCUCUGGGCUGGCCACCUCCACCUGGCCCUCAUUCCUUCUGGGAGUGCUCUAAUACCAGGCUGCCCACUCCGUGGAGUUCUCUGCACUUUAGUCUUUGGACUUCUCCUCACGUGUGUUCUGGUUUUGUGGGGAGAAGGACCUGGUGUGGGGAAAGCAGAGCAGUUGUUCUCCCCACCCUGCCCUUGCUUCGUGUGGCUGGAGCCCAGGCCACGAGAGCAGAAGCUGGUGUGAGACAGGCCUCCUGGUGCCUGUCAAGGAUCAGAGGUGGACUAGAUCUUCCUAGCCCCUUCACGUUUUAAAUGUGAGUUGUCUUAAAAAGAAAAAAAACCAAGCAGCAGCAA